ACGACGCGAAACCGCAAAAUAGAAGUUGUUCCUUCUAUACUCGUGUGAUAAUGCACAUUCUGAUUUGUGGUGUCUUCGCUAAUUGAUUGGCUCAGUGGAACUGAUCUGUUGACAUGUGCGUAUCGAGUGAAGAUAUGGUUUUUAUUUGUUGCCGAGGACGCAAGUUUCCUACAUCGACAUCGAUCUGAGUGAUCUCCUCGCCCUUUCGUUGCCGUUGAAGUCCUCGAUUUGAUGUAUGCACCCACAUCGGUUUCAUUCUGCAAGAAGAAGACUCCUUCCUCUGCCUCUCUGAAAACAUCGAAAAGUAGUCUAUAUGUGAUUAAUUUAGGGUAAGCACUACAGCUAUGGCUCAAUCAUAUUGUGUGUGUCUCACAAGUAAAUGAACUUUUACCACUAAUUAUAUGCUAGAACCAACUAGGCUCAAGCUGCUCAUCAUCAAUUUCAUCCUUCUUCUACACAGCAAAAAAUUGGAAUACAAGUACCUAGAGGUUGUAUUCUGAACCUACUUUGAGUUAGACAUCAUCGACAUUGCGUCAAGAGAAGUAGAAGAAGAAGUAUGACGACCGGGUCUGCAGGGGGCUCCGGUCCCUCGAAGCCGAAGAGCUUCUUCCGAACGACAGGGCAAGAGAUCGGUGCAGGCGUCAAAGUGCAGAUAAAAAACAAGAAGGAUCUGUUGGGCGCAGAGGAGGUAAUCAGACGAACUGAUGACCUAAGGAAGCCAGUAAAACCCGAAGUCGCUGACACGGACUUUAUCAUGACAAACACGAUAAAAAAAGAGACGGAAACUAUCAUGGCAGAGCGAGUAUUCUUGAAGAUCACUACUAUUUUUCCGCCUUUGAUGAAGAAGAUGAUCAUGAAAACACCAAUAUCCUCUAAGUCGUGACUUGUUUAUCUUUUUCUAAGAGUAACUCCUAAUAAGUCAUCGACUUCAUAGUAUACGACCCGUUUCUUUUCCCACGACCAUCGGAAAGCGAACACGACACCGAGACUUACACAUUCUAGUUCAAAUGUACUUUAAGAAUAGGUGAUGGAUAUCCAUGGGGUGCCAAUGCUAAUGCAUCAAAUCAUAACAGGUUUUAUCUGCACACGUUUUACCCAAGAAAUUUCCAGUUGAUCCAGACAGGAUGAUCUAUCCGGAACGAGGGAACGUGAACCCGCUCUACGCUACUACAAACAGCAUCUAUGGUUAAGGCACGACACUUCCAAUUUGAUUUUUUGGAGAUGGAUCAGUGGAAAUUCCCUUACUAGCGUUUUUUUAGUUUUUACCUUGUUACUACAACUACUAGUUACUGCUGGCUCGACGUCUCACCAGGCAGUGGUAGUGCUAGUAGUAGUAAUCAGACUCUUCAAUAUCAAUACUUCUCAAUACACUGUUGUUGAUCUUGUUGAGGGUGAUGCCCGCCAGCAGCAUCAUACAUCUUCAUCUUUAGACCAUUGAAACAAGUAGUCCUUGUACUACUUUUACUCCAUCACGAACUACGUCUUCUAAUACCCGAACGAGAAGCCAAGAGGACAUCAGGUGGCAGAUGCGUUUUUUCCAAAGAGCAACAAGUUUUCGCACAGUUUUACGGAUAGUAAGCCUCGAAACUGCGGUCUCAACUGCGCGAAGGAUGAGGAGGUAUACAGGAGCAACGGACUCUAGAGAUCUUGGGGAAUUUGGAGGAAACUUCGUAACUGUUACACACAGGUCGUGUAAGUAGGAUGAUCUCUUUUCGUCCACCUAGGUUGUCGUGUCGUCAUAUUUAUUCCAUCUCAAACGAAUAAAAUCAAUGAUGCUUAACUAGAAAUUAGUGGUCUUUCAUCUCAAGAAAUCCAAUUAUUAACCUACCUAUUCGCGCAAACAAGAUACUACAGAUACGAUGGAACUACUAGUAGGUGCAGGAUGUACUAAUACUAAAGAUUCAGUGAACAAGUAGUUUUGAUAUCCUCGAGCAGAGGUCGGUUCUUGAUGUCUUCGUAAACAUCAAUAUUAUUGACGUCUGUUCUAUUCGAAAUUUAGUUUUGAUAUCACAGAGAAAUGGACUUGAGUUUACAAUUACAUGUAUGGUUGCUUGAAAAAUCGCAGAUUUGAGGGGGGCAGGAAGUUGUUGUAUUCAUAUUGCCAAGAACCAAAGGAUAAGUAUUUAACAAGACGGAUGUCGAAUGUACUGAAAAACUCAAAUCAUAACUGUACCUACGACUACAACUACAACUAGCGGUGCGUCGAAGCAGUGACGAAGCUAAUGUUGUGUUAGAACAACAACAGAGACUGCCCACGUCGAAAAAGCAUAGAUUGAGGAAAUAGAUGAUAGAGGAGACAGCUGCUGCUCAAACGUCAGGAAAAACAACCUCCACCGCUGCAAUAUCAUGACUUCGAAAAGGGGCGUGGUGACACAGUUAGUUACGAAUAAGUGCGCCUGAGCCCGCCCAAAGAGAGAUCAAAAGUAAAAGUUUUCUCAAAAA
Molecule: messenger RNA, 2442 nt
Organism: Amoebophrya sp. A25
Lineage: Eukaryota; Dinophyceae; Syndiniales; Amoebophryaceae
Source: the annotation of a GenBank genome assembly